Mus musculus (house mouse) is the source of this 882-nucleotide messenger RNA. It is a transcript of the gene Rhox9, whose product is annotated as reproductive homeobox 9. The record is from RefSeq and is marked validated. The coding region runs from base 92 to 775 and encodes 227 amino acids. The transcript has 4 exons. Gene Ontology annotation, cellular component: nucleus. Gene Ontology annotation, molecular function: DNA binding. NCBI's taxonomy places the organism in Eukaryota, Metazoa, Chordata, Mammalia, Rodentia, Muridae.
AGCAGAGAGAUAUAUAUUCAGGCUCCGGAACUGUGAGGACACAGCGUUGGAAGCCUCUUCGGGAGCAGCGUCGGAUCCAGAGAUUCUCGCUAUGGAGACUCCUCAAGACAGCCGCCAAAGCAUCCAAAAGCCUCCGAGUCCGGGAGCCGAGGAGGACAAGGAAGAACAGCAUGGUGGGAAUGCAGUGGUCUCCGGGGCUGGAGAGGAAGGAAUAGACAAGAAAGAGCUUGUUAUGAGCGGGCUUGCUCAGGGUGGGCUUGAUCAGGGCGAAGGCGCUCAGGGCGAGGUUGCUGGAGGUGAGCAGGCUCAAGAAGAGCCUGCUCCAUUGAGUCCAGCUCAGGAAGCCACUGGAGGAGAAGAGGAGGGAGAAAACAAGGAAGGAGAAAUGGAAGGAAGACAUGCUGGUGAUGGUGCUUCUGGCCCCGAGGAUGACAACAUCCAGGAAGAAGGCGGCGAAAACAUAGAUCAACAACCGCCGCAACAAGAGGCAGCCAUUCCUGAGGGCAUGAGAAAUCCACAGGCUGGGAACUAUCUGGCUCACCAGCGGACCCGCCGCACCAGGUUCACCCACUCUCAGCUGCGUGAUCUGGAGCGCCUUUUCCAAGAGAAUCGCUUCCCCAGCUUGCGAGUAAGGAGGGAUCUUGCACGAUGGAUGGGUGUGGAUGAAUCUGAUGUGCAGGAGUGGUUUAAGAUGAGGAGAGCCCUUUUCCGCAGACACAGCAGGCUGAUGAUGUUCUGCGAACUGCCACCGAUUACAGAGAACAACUCUCCCUGAAGAUUUUGGAGCAGCACUUGAGUGCCUCCCCUGUCGUGGAGCCAUGAUGGCCAGGACAACCUUUACUUCUCUAUAAUUAUUUCAACAAUAAAGAUGAGCAUUCUGAA